AUGGUCUCACGAAUCAUGUCUAUGGAUCCAAGCCUUGCAAGCAGCGUGAACCCAGAACAAUUCGUAACCAUCAGCAGGUUCGAAGAUCUCCACAUGGCUUCCAAAGAAGCUAGUGAAUGGGUAUUAAGUACACCGCCGAGCCGUAUCUCUUUGAAAACCGUACCCACUUCGUCUGGGAUAAAUUUCCCUUCGAAAACAAGUUCCAUUAGAAUUGAAGAAAAAUUUAGACGAUAUGUUAGCGAAGGCGAUAUGCUGUUGCAGCAACUCACCAAACAGUCGGACGAAACGAUUAAAUUGGAAGAUUUUUGCGAUAGCAAACACUUAUUGGAAAGAAACACUGAAUCGUUUAGAUGCUUGGGCCAACUUUUACUGUCCAGCAGCUCUUUAGCUAGGAAUAGACUUUUUCUAUUUCCUGCUUUAGAGGAUCCAGGAAUCGAUACAGUUUUUAAAUAUACAGAGCCAUCUCCGGUUGUUGAUGAUAUAGGUGCAGAAAAAUACAAGAAACUUUGUACAGAAAUGGAAAUAGUGCCCAUAAAGAGAAUAAUCAAUUCUUUGGAAACUGAGACAGUUGAUUUAAAAUAUUAUGGAUUGACUCAUAAACAAAUAAAAGCACUAACCGACGCCCUAAAAGCAAACGCUCACGUACGAAAUUUAUUUCUAGAAGAAAAUUGGCUAUCAGUUGAAAUGACACAAAUGAUCAGCGACAUGUUAGUGGAAAAUACAUCUUUACAAGUUGUUUCUUUGUACGAAUGUAGAAUAGGAGCAACAGGUAAGUAA
Ceutorhynchus assimilis (cabbage seed weevil) is the source of this 777-nucleotide messenger RNA. NCBI's taxonomy places the organism in Eukaryota, Metazoa, Arthropoda, Insecta, Coleoptera, Curculionidae. The record is from the annotation of a GenBank genome assembly.